Mercurialis annua (annual mercury) is the source of this 941-nucleotide messenger RNA. RefSeq names its product high mobility group B protein 1. The transcript has 8 exons. Bases 208 to 678 code for a protein of 156 amino acids. The record is from RefSeq and is a predicted model, not a curated record. Lineage: Eukaryota; Viridiplantae; Streptophyta; Magnoliopsida; Malpighiales; Euphorbiaceae.
AAGUCUGAGGUAGCAUCAAAUUCUCUGUUUUCGAGUGUUUGUGUUUGUCAACUCUGUUUCUUCGUUCGAAGUUCAAACACAUCGCCGCUUUACUCUCUUCUCCUGUUUUUCACUUCUCAGUUACUUAAUCUAAACAAUGAAGACCGCCAAGGGCAAAGGUGCAGCCGAUGAUAGCGAUUUCCGGAAUGUUAUUCUGAUGGGUCGUAUAUGAACUCUAUCAUUUUCAGAGUGGUUGGAAAGAGGAAAGCGGCUGGAGCUGUUGACCACAGUAGUAAACUAAAAGCUAAGAAGGACAAAAAGGCCAAGAAAGACCCUAACAAACCAAAGAGGGCUCCUAGUGCUUUCUUCGUCUUCCUUGAAGAUUUCCGGAAGACUUUUAAGAAAGAAAAUCCUCAUAUUUCAUCUGUAGCAGCUGUUGGAAAAGCAGGAGGAGCGAAGUGGAAAUCGUUGUCUGCUUCUGAAAAAGCUCCUUAUGAAGAAAAAGCUGCCAAAAAGAAGGACGAGUACAAUAAACUUAUGAAUGCUUAUAUCAGGAAGCAAGAUAGCGCAGCUAAUGAUAAUGAAGAGUCAGAUAGGUCAAAAUCUGAGGUGAAUGAUGAAGACGAUGAAGCAACAGGAGAGGAAGCCCAAGAGGAAGAAGAGGAAGAAGAGGAUGACGAAGAUGAAGACGACUACUAAAUUUGGACGGUUUUAUAUUUGGGCGCUGUGUGAUGUAGGAGAAAAGCCGUUUUCAGUCUUGUAGAUGGCAUAUCAUUAGGAAACCAUUUUCUGCUUCUGGCAAAAGAUUUGAAGCAGAAAAUUAUGUUCCUUGUCUUACUUCCAUCCCAUGAUGCCUUUGUUAGUUACUUGGAUACUAAAUGUGAGCUAUGUCAUGCUUUUUAGCUAAAUACAAAAUCUCUAAUAUCUUUGUUUUUCAAUAGUUUAAGUUGCAAUUUUCUUAA